GCCAGAUAACUCGGUGCUCGCUGUCGAGCCACACGAUCCAAUGCCAGCUGAUGCCAGAUGACCCGAUGCCCACUGUCUUGCCAGAUGACUCGGUGCCCACUGUCUUGCCGGAUGACUCGGUGCCCACGGUCGUGCCGGAUGACUCGGUGCCCACGGUCGUGCCAGAUGACUCGGUGCCCACGGUCGUGCCAGAUGACUCGGUGCCCGCUGUCGAGCUUGGUGACCCAGUGUCCGCGGUCCUGCUAGAUGGCUCGGUGCCCGCUGUCGUGCCAGAUGGCUCGGUGCCCGCUGUCGUGCCAGAUGGCUCGGUGCCCGCUGUCGUGCCAGAUGGCUCCGUGCCCGCUGUCGAGCUUGGUGACCCAGUGCCCGCGGUUCUGCCAGAUGAC
This is a messenger RNA of Staurois parvus, 386 nucleotides long. NCBI's taxonomy places the organism in Eukaryota, Metazoa, Chordata, Amphibia, Anura, Ranidae. The record is from the annotation of a GenBank genome assembly.